Micromonas commoda is the source of this 1497-nucleotide messenger RNA. RefSeq names its product Drug/Metabolite transporter superfamily. Lineage: Eukaryota; Viridiplantae; Chlorophyta; Mamiellophyceae; Mamiellales; Mamiellaceae. Gene Ontology annotation, molecular function: antiporter activity. The record is from RefSeq and is a predicted model, not a curated record. Gene Ontology annotation, cellular component: trans-Golgi network; endosome; Golgi apparatus. The transcript has a single exon. The coding region runs from base 1 to 1497 and encodes 498 amino acids.
AUGCCGUCGCUGGGGAGACUCGCGCCGCGGCUCCGGCCGCUCGUCGCGAAGCCGCCUGGAUCACGCGGCGAGGGAACGUCGGCGUGGAUCCUGGCCGCGAUGCACGGCUCCCUCUACGUCGCCCUGUCCGCAUCCCUGGUGCUCGCCAACAAGCACCUCGUGGUCAACACCCGAACCCCGAUCCUCAUCGCGUCGCUCGGUUCGCUCUUCGGAACGAUCGUCGCGUGGACGCUCGUGGGGUUCGGGCGCGUGGAGCUCAAGACGCGGCUCACGACGUCGCAGUGGGUGACGUACGUCCUGCCCACCGGGGUCUUCGCCGCGGUCGCACUGGCGUUUGCCAACCUGGCCCUGACGUACGUGUCGCUGUCGCUGGCGCAGAUGGCCAAAGCGUUCGCCCCCGCGGUCACCGCCGCGGCGCUCGUCACCCUUCGCCUCGACCGCGCCUUCGACGACAAGUGCGCCAGGGCGGUGUGCGUCAUCGUGGGGGGAUGCGUCGUCGCCGCGUGGGGAGCGACGGCGACGGGGAACGAGCCGCACGCGUGGAUCGGGCUGGGAUGCAUGGUGGCGUGCGAAAUCGCAGAGGCGCUUCGGCUCUGCGGCGUCCAGUACCUCCUCUCCUCGUCAUCCACGGUCAAGAACAACGCCACCACGGGAAACAGCAACACGGGGUUCGAUCCGGCCACCUCCAACCCGGGGUCCAGCCAACCUACCAACCAAGGCAUGACGCUCUUCGACGGCCUCUUUUACUUUUCCCCAAUCUCGCUCGCGUCCCUGUGGCUCCUGGUCUACGCGUUCGAGUGGGACGGCCUGUCCGCCGAGCUCCACGGCCGCGCCGCGCUCGGCAACCCGCUCUCCCUCCUCGCCACCGGAACCUUCGGGUUCCUCGCCAACGUCGCGGGCCUGGGCGUGGUGCAACACGGCGGAGCCGUGACGCUCACGACGCUGUCGCUGUUGAAGAACGGCGUGGUCAUCGCGCUCGCGGUGGUGGCGUACGGGGAUCCGGUGACGGUGCGCGCCGUCGCCGGGUACACCGCCGCGACGUACGGGUUCGUGAUGUACCAGGAGGCCCGCGCCAAGGCGGCGGCGGCGGCGGCGGCGGCGGCGCAGGGUCUCGGCUCAAGCGGAAUCAUCGGCGGCGGCGGCGGGAUAGUCGAGGGGGGGGUCGGCUUGGUCGGCGGCAACACGGUGACGUUGGGGGUGGGCGUCGCCCCGACCGGGGUGGGUGUCGACCUCGGGGUCGGGGUCGGGGCCAUGAACGGCGUCGUCGUCGGCGGCGGGGACGGUUCCAUGAGCUCGUCGAGCUCGGCCAAGAGUUUGCAGCGCACGUCGAGCGGACACGUGGUGACCGCGGUGUUGGGUCUGCCAAAGUUGAAGACGGGACGGCCGGGGGGGGCGAAGGCGACGGGGUCGUCCAAGGGGGGAGGCGGCGGAGAUAAGUCGCCGAGGCGACGGACGGUCGGGAACGUGGACAAGGAGAGGGAGCCGCUGAUUCCUUAG